GGCCCCCGUCGUCUGGCUGCUCUCCGUUGGAAUCGCAUCACCUCGCUCUAGACAUACUUUUCAUCUUCGUUGUUUAUACUUAAUAAUCCUCUUUUUUAUCUACUCCAGUGUAUUUUUCUUGUUCAUAAGUGUAUCUAUUUCGUUCAGCGCUUUGUAUUUCUUCUGUAUAUUACGUGUUUUUGUGCAUAUUCCAUCGUUUUCGACGCGGCCGUCGACGGACACCACGCCGCUUCGUUCGCCGCUCCCGGGGUCACCCUCAGAAGCCACAUGACGGGCGGUACAACCUGCUGUGUACCGGGCUGUGCCCACACCACUCUCACUGCCAAGCAUGUGUCCUGGAAUCGCUUUCCGAAGAACAGCCAUCUACGCAACAUUUGGGUACAGCGAAUCAACAGGAAAGGUACCACUGGACGGUUCUCUCUGUGGACGCCAACCUCUGACAGCAGAAUAUGCGGCGCUCAUUUUAACGAAACUGGGAGAAAGAAGUACGAGGACAAAGCUCCCCGGUUUUUUCCAACCAGGACAUUUCCGAAGUAUGUUGCGGCCUGCCCAAAGGUCCCAAACAUGAUCUGCGCAAGGAAGCGCCAUGCGCUGCAGCCGCUGCCGGCCUACUUUCUGUCGGACCUUGACCUGGCACAGACCGUGACCCUGCCUGCUAGCCAGGAGCCAGCACAACCCGGCAGCCCCUUGGCCUCCGCUGGUGCCCCUGACACUGAUGAUGUAAUAGCUAGCGACCACCAGUACAGCAUCACAGGAUGUAUCGAUCAAGCCCUGCGUGAUCGCAUCAGGCAGCUAGAGGAGCUCGCUUCUGCAAACGAGAAACUGCGCAAGGACAACGACCGUCUACAGAAAGAAAAUGAAGCUCUGCGGAAGAAAGUAGCCCAUCUUGAGGAGAUGUAUGACAAAGCAGAGGAGGUCAUCGAUGCUACAAUCCCCUUUCAGAACUUCACGCUCACAGCCGUGCAACAGGACCCAAAGAAACUGGCCUUCUACACGGGAUUCGACUCCCUGGAGAGAUUUCUCGCCUUUUACAAGUUUGUUCAGGCAGGUUAUGAAGCUCACAAGGAAAGUCAAGGUCCGCAGAGAAGGUCACCUUAUCUAUCCAUGGAUGAUCAGCUGCUGCUCGUGUUGUCCCGCCUGAGGGUGGGACUUUUGGAGCAGGACCUUGCAUACCGGUUUCGUAUCCACAUCAGCACAGUCAGCCGGGUGUGGACAUUCUGGAUUGGUUACCUAGCGGACUACCUUGCUCAACUCAACUACUGGCCGUCGCGACAGGUUGUGAACAAGCACAUGCCGGAGUGCUUCAUCGAGGCGUAUCCAUCGACGAGAGUCAUUCUGGAUUGCACGGAAAUCUUCAUCGAGACACCUAGCGACUUCAGGGUGCAGAGUGAUACCUACUCAAGCUACAAGUGCCACAACACUGCCAAGGGACUGCUGGGCAUCACCCCCAAUGGGUUCGUGUCGUUCGUGAGCGACCUUGCCCCUGGCCGCGUCUCUGACAAAGCCCUGACCGCAUGGUCAGGGCUUUGUCAGAGACACACGCAUGGGGCUACGACAUUGACCUUCCCCACGGCACGCGGCUUCUUGCAGACCUCACAGGGCUGAAACUUUCGUUCCUCAACAUCCCAGACACCCCCACACGUAUCAAACAAUCCUCCCAACAGCAGGACACCUGCCCCGACUUUACCUGUGCUCGUUACCCUCGACGCUGGAGAUGGCAUGUCGCCGGCGACCGCCUCGGCGGUGAUCACCUCCCCAUUAUUUUACGCUACGACUUCCUAUCCGCAACCCUAUCUCACUGUCGCGCCUGCUGCGACACAUUCUUCACUAAGUGGGACAACUUCCGAGCAGCUCUUUCUUCUGUCAUGGAACUUGCUGGCUUUUCCGACAUUAUACAAGCUAUCCAGUCCGCCCACAAGUCUGCCACAAAGCGGCUAACCGUACCGGACGAUGCCGCUUUGACGAGCAUUUACUUACUGGACCGCCGCAUUCACCUGUUGGCCUGUUACCGCCGUUCUCGCAGACCACGACGACUCCUCAAACCUUCACAUAAACUCCAAAAGACUAUCUCGUGCUACACUUCGGAACUCGCUUCCAACUGCUGGACUUCCCUGUGCAGAUCCAUCUCCGGCAAUAGCCAUCUUUCGAAAGUUUGAAGGCUCCUCCGUUCUCUCCUCGGGGACCACAAACCUAGGCAAUUUGCUGCCACUGUUGCCCUUCGCAAAGGUGUCUCUCCCGAGGAGCUAGCUGAACGGGCCUCGGACGUCUUUUUUCCGCAACCAGCGCAACAUGACUCUGGAUGCUACACUUGUGUUCACCCUGUCACCAAGCUCUUGGGAUGGAUUGCCCGUUCACCCUCCACUCGCAGUGCACCUGGCCCCCAACAACGUCACAGUCGGGCAACUUCAGAACCUCCCUACGGCACUCAAGGAAACCAUACUCGCCGAGAUCAACCAGGUGACUCCAGACUACUGAAGCCCCAGGAGUCCCUGAUCGCUGCCACUUGUCUCAUUCGCCCUGGAAGCUCCCGAGAAGAUUAAAAGCUUUUCCUCUUUUUAUGCCCAAACAGCAGGGCAGAUAUGGUGGCCACUUCUUUGGUCGUUAAAUAAAUGUUUCAAAGCAAAGGUAGAUGGUCAUGAUGAAAGAAAUCAAGGACGUUAGGAUUCCUGUCAGAAGUACUCAACGCAAUAAAAUGUUGUCCAAA
This is a messenger RNA of Ixodes scapularis (black-legged tick), 2704 nucleotides long. RefSeq lists its product as uncharacterized. The record is from RefSeq and is a predicted model, not a curated record. The coding region runs from base 268 to 1605 and encodes 445 amino acids. The transcript has 5 exons. NCBI's taxonomy places the organism in Eukaryota, Metazoa, Arthropoda, Arachnida, Ixodida, Ixodidae.